GGGUGGUCAUGUGACUAACGCGGAAGUGAGACAUCAGUAGCAACACAACAUUGCUAAGUGAACACUUUUCAUGAUAAUUCGGUGUGAUUUUGGUGGUUUUCGUCCACACAUGACAACAUGGUUCGGUGUUUCCUGAUCCACACCGUGUGUCCGGUCAGUGCUCUGUCUGCUGGGGAGAGCAGGGUCCUCUACUCCCGCUUCUUCGGUCCAGAUGAAGGAGUCCUGGCCGAGCAGCAGCGGGAGCUCAGCCCGGAGGAGAGGCGACUUCUGCAGGUGGAGAAAGCAGCGGUGGUGGCCAGGCAGGUGAGGAGCGCCGUCUCUCUGUCCCGGGAGGCUUCAGGCCGGCAGCUGGUGGAGGCGGUGCCUGGCGAGGAGGCUCUGGCCCUGCAGGAGGCCAACAGCGGAGUGGUGCGUCUGAGAGCCGGGGACCCCUUCUCUGAUGAGAUGAGCGCUCUGUGGCUGGGUGUCCAGAGCCUGGGCUUCACGCUCGUCUGCGAGCCCCACGAGAACCUGCUGCUGGCCGAGGGAACCCUCCGCAACCUGACCCGACACUGCCUGGAGCACCUGCACAUGCUGGGGCAGGGGAGCGAGGUCCUGCUGAGGAGCAACCGUAUCGAUGCUCUGCUCAGCCGCCUGCUUCCUCACGGCCAGCUCCUCUUCCUCAACCACCGCUUCGCCCAGAGUCUAGAGAAGGAGGUAGCAGCCUACAUGGCCAAGUGAACCAUUAGUGGCCGUACAGGCGGCCAUUUUGAGGUCACUUCUAUCGCCUCAGUCUACGGUCUUGACGUCCAGUCCUAAGCUGGAUCACUGUGAGCUGUCUCUGCCGGCUUUCAAACAAACAAGUUGACUCUUGUUUACCUUUGGUGACAUUUCUGUGGUGGCAGAGGGAGAACGGACCACUGGCAGCUGCUGUUUCAGAUUGCACGAGGUGGUAAACACACAGAGUGGUAAAUAUCUCCCUCAGCCACUUGCAGCUCACUGUUGACUGUUUACUGUGUGGGAGGCUUCAGUUCAAAUCCUGUUUGUCAAAUUGAAGAGUGGAAAGGAAAAUGUGGCAGAUUAAAGAGUGCAGCUGAAGAGGCCAGUUAAAAACCUACUUAUCAGCAUCAAAGGCUGCUAUUUAUCUAAUUCACCAUACUCAAAAUGUCACUGUGUGACCUUGAGCAACCAGACUUCACCUGUGUUUUUGACAAUUCUGGCAUUGUAACUCAAUCUCAAAGUGCCUUAUCAUGACUUCUAAUGGCGCUUUUGUUCCUGAGGAGUAGGAGGAAACCAGAUUGGGAUGUUUUUUGGGGGUUGGGGUUCGGGGGGGGGUAUGAUUCAUCUCAUAGUAACAAAACAGCAGAAAUGGAGCAAAUAAAAAUCAAAGUCAAACCUGUUUAAUGUCAUUUUGAACCAAAAAUGUCAGAAUUCUUGAGACACUGAGGACAAUGAAGACGGCAGGAGAUGACAUGAAAUAUUAUGAAACCACAAUGAAUGAAUGCAGAGAUGUUGGCAUGCAGGAUACACAACAAAACAGGAAAUGAUGACAAGGACAAAAAUGGAAACAUCCAGACACAACAGAUAACUAAUGUGUUCCCAUAUCUUUUGAACAUCUGUCGUACCUCCGACUGCAUCUCCCCAUGAAACCAGACCUCUCCUGCUCCUCCUGUUGCCCCAAUAAAAGCCUCUUAAACUGCAGGUUUUGGGUUGGCAACCAAAUCCAAAACUAAAGCAGCGAUUUUCAAGGAGAGGAAAAAAAUCUGUCUGGUUGCCAGCAUCAAUUGCUUUGAUCUUCUCUAUUUUUCUGUAUUAAAAAAUAAAACUAAUUUCUAGUAUUACCCAAGGCGGUUUUCUUUGAAAUUCAUGUUCUCUGCAAUCAAGGACACACAACGCGGUUUUCCAAAAACAAGGCACAAGGGAUUGAACAUUAAAAGUGACAAAACACACGAGAAGGAUUUGGAGGUUGUGUACCUCUCAGGGAACGAAGAACACAAACUCACAGUCAGCUGGGUAAAAACACCUGUGAACUGAAUAACACAACUAAAUCAGGUAACCAGGGAGGUCCACUGUAAGGCCAGCAGAGGGCGCUGUUGUUCAUGUGAGUUUCAGUGCAGUGAAGGUCAGAGAUAAACCUGGAUUCAUUGUAUAGUGUGUUGCCAAAAGUAUGUACACACCUCUGCUUUUGUGCGUGCGUUCAUGUGUUUUGGGUGGGAUACUUAGUUCCAAUGAAGGAAAUCUUUUCUAAUCAUAUUGGAUAUACCAAAGGCACACACAAAUCCAAAGAACUUAAUGAUUUAAAGAAGGGAAGUCUUUAUGCUGCAGCCUACAGUGAUAUCUUAGACAUUAGUGUCUAAGAUAUCAGGCCCCUCUUUUUUUCAAUCUUCAAACCAGCUCCACAAAGAAACAGUUUUCUUAAUUUAGCUCAGAAUAACUUGACAAAGCUCUGACCUCACCCUCCAUCCAACACCUUUGGGAUGAACCGGCUCGUUGACUGUGAGCCAGACCUCAUCACCCAACAUCAGUGACCGACUUUAUGAAUAAAACAAAGCCUGGGAGCUGGUUCAGGCGCUCACAUGGAAUACUUUUCUCUCUGGAAGAUACAUCCAGUCGGACCCUUUUCAUUAGGUUGGUUUACUUAAGCCGUCAGCACACCUGCUGCUACAUCAUGAUUCUAGUUGUGGUCCAGUUUGCAGCUUAUAUCCAUCACAAGUUUGAUGUAGAAACCUUUAGCACACAUACACUGAAAAAGGGCUUUUCAGUGAAUCAGUGAAACUUUGUUGUCCAGAUUUUAAAUGAAAGAUAUACACUGUAUAGAUAAAAAAUAAGUAAGUAAGUGUGUGAAUUUCUAACUGAGUAAGUGAAUUUAUUUGGAAAAAAUGAUACUUUUUCAAAUCUGAGUAUUUUAUAUGUCUUAAAACAUGUCUACAGGCUGACUUCUUUCCUCUCAUAUACAAACUAACUGAUUGAGUUAGUUUGCAUAUGUACUUAAGUCAUAAGCUGUUGGUUUUUGCUGUUAUUUGAUUGUUCCUCUUCUCUCUGUCUUUUCAUUUGUGUACUGUCUGUUGUCUAUGUCCUCAUUUUGUUUGCCUAUUCUUGUUUCUUUUCCACAUUUAUUGUUAAUCCAACGAACAAAAUAAAUAUAAUAUAAAUCCCA
Molecule: messenger RNA, 3136 nt
Organism: Lates calcarifer (barramundi perch)
Lineage: Eukaryota; Metazoa; Chordata; Actinopteri; Centropomidae
Gene: ap5s1
Product: adaptor related protein complex 5 subunit sigma 1
Exons: 3
Coding region: 118-720 (200 amino acids)
Biological process (GO): endosomal transport; double-strand break repair via homologous recombination
Cellular component (GO): AP-type membrane coat adaptor complex; lysosome; late endosome
Source: RefSeq, a predicted model, not a curated record